This is a messenger RNA of Colius striatus (speckled mousebird), 4176 nucleotides long. RefSeq names its product MIER family member 2 (gene MIER2). The record is from RefSeq and is a predicted model, not a curated record. Gene Ontology annotation, biological process: negative regulation of transcription by RNA polymerase II. The coding region runs from base 36 to 1847 and encodes 603 amino acids. NCBI's taxonomy places the organism in Eukaryota, Metazoa, Chordata, Aves, Coliiformes, Coliidae. Gene Ontology annotation, molecular function: transcription corepressor activity; histone deacetylase binding. The transcript is spliced from 13 exons. Gene Ontology annotation, cellular component: nucleoplasm.
CCUCAGCGCCCGCCCGCCGCCGCUCGCGCUCGGCCAUGGCGGAGGCCUCGGUCGGCAGGCAGAGCCCCAGGGUGGUGCCGUACCCAGCCCGCAGUCUAUGUCCUGGAGAGCCUGGCCUUCAGACUGCAGCAGUUGUGUCAAUGGGCUCAGCUGAUCAUCGACUGAACCUAGCAGAGAUCCUUUCACAGAAUUACGGUGUACGGGAAGAAAGGGAAGAAGAUGAUGAUCCUCAGGAGAAGCAGAAGUCUUUAGAAGAGCUGGAGAAGAGUUUCAGUGCCUCUCAGCUGGUGUUGUACUCGGUGAUUGUUCCAUUCCUGAUGAAGCUUUGUCCUCCUCUCGCUCAGAGCAGUGAAAUGCCAUUUGAGGAGCUGCUUGCACUUUAUGGCUAUGAGGCAUCUGAUCCCAUCUCAGAGCAGGACAGCGAGAGCAAUGAUAUUACUCCAAACCUCCCAGACAUGACUCUGGAUAAGGAGCAAAUAGCGAAGGAUUUGCUUUCAGGGGAAGAGGAAGAGGAGACACAAUCUUCAGCUGAUGAUUUGACUCCCUCUGUCACAUCCCACGAUGCAUCAGACCUGUUCCCAGCCCAGCCUGGCUCCAACAACUUCCUUGCUGAUGAAGACAAAGAGCCCUGUUCAUCUCCAUGUGCUUCCUCCAUGGCUGAGGAUUCAGAGCAGGAUUCCAUCCCAUCCAACGAGUGUAAGAAGGAGAUCAUGGUUGGACCUCAGUACCAAGCCACUGUUCCCAUCCUCCACUUAAACAGGCAUGGGGAAAAAGUCUAUGAGAAUGAAGAUCAGCUGCUUUGGGACCCAAAUAUACUCCCUGAGAGAGAGGUUGAAGAGUUCCUGUACCGGGCUGUGAAGCGGCGAUGGGACGAGCUCUCCAGCAGCAGCCUCCCAGAAGGAGAGAUGGUGAAGGACAAUGAACAGGCUUUGUAUGAGCUGGUGAAAUGCAACUUCAAUGCAGAAGAGGCCCUGCGGAGGUUACGGUUCAAUGUGAAGGUUAUCAGAGAUGAGCUUUGUGCCUGGAGUGAGGAAGAAUGUAGGAAUUUUGAACAUGGCUUCAGAGUCCAUGGGAAAAACUUUCAUCUUAUCCAAGCAAACAAGGUCAGGACCCGUUCAGUGGGAGAGUGUGUGGAGUAUUACUACAUGUGGAAGAAGUCAGAGCGUUAUGACUACUUCACCCAGCAGACUCGUUUAGGAAGGAAGAAGUACGUCCUCCACCCUGGAGCCACGGAUUACACUGACAAUGACUUGGAUGGGGGUGAAGUAGAAAACACCAGUCGUUCCAGGAGCUCCCCACCAAUUCCCUCUGCAACUAACUGCCUGGAUUCUCACUUCAGUCAAGAUCCAAUAGCAAUAGAGAACACAGAGCCCCUGAGUGUGGAGAGCACAGCCUGCAGCCUGGGCAGCAUCAGUGAAUCAGGCCAGGGCUAUGAGUGCAGCACUCCUUCAGAGACAAACUGCUCCUUUGACCCCACAGAGGAACCAUCCUCAGGUGCCACCUCAGCUCCCUGCACACGACACAGUGUCACCCCCUCGGAGCCAGGGCUCUACCCUUCGCCCCCCACGGCACCAGAACUGGCAGAGAAGGAGGAGGAGACGUUGCAGAGCUCUGGUGAGACGAUAACCAUGGACUUUACUCUCCCUGCAGACGUUAAUGAAGGUUUGCCUUUAAUUGCUGGCCCUGUGGAUUUGGACAGAGCCCCAGAGGCAGUGGUGGCCCCUGCUCAAGUGUCCUUAUCGGUCACAGAUUUUGGCCUCAUUGGCAUUGGAGAUGUAAAUAGCUUUCUGACUGCUCACCAAGCUUGUCCAGCACCUGUGGCUCACUCAGAGCCUUUGUCACAGUGAAGAGUUUUCCAGUCACAAACUCGUCACAGACCCAGCAAGGACUUUGAGCUGACUGAGUGCUAAUCCUGGAACUUCCACUGUUCCAUGGGGACAGUUUGGAGCUGUCAGUCAGAAUCAGUCUUUCCAUCCUCCUUGAUCCAAGGCUACAGUGAAACCAAACACCUUCCUGCUCCAGUGUGUUCUGACACAAUCAUGCAAAGCUGGGGCUGACUUAGUGGGGGGGAAAAGUUGAGGGGGGAAGGUCCAUCACCCCCUGUUUUGUUGACCAUGUGUCACCUCAGGCUGUUCAGAGGCCUUGCCUUGGGACAGGGGGGAAUGACCCUUGUCUCCAGUGGGACACUCUGAGUGCAGAGAUGCUCUGAGAUGUGACACACCAGGGAUGUGUCACUGGUACUUUGGGGGCUGGGGUGGUGGAUGCAGCCUGGAGGUCUGAGAGCUUAGGAAAUCUGCAGGGAGCACAGUCUAAUUUGCCUGCAGAGACAGGCAUGGCCAUGCCAAAGGAAGGUGAGGACUCUUGGCCCUUCACCCACAGGUUGUUGUGACAGAAAUCCUUCUCUCUGCUCCCCUGAGCACUCCUGAGCUGGGGAUGUGGGGGUGGGACUUGUACAUCCUCUGCAGCCUUCAGCCCUCUCACAGCUCUGUGUGGCUCCUGCCUGCUCUGCCACCAGCAGCAGGUGGGAUGUGGGCUGCUCCAGCCCUUGGGCACCAGCAGCAGGGCUUGGGAAGGGACAGUGCAGUAAGUGCACUGUGUGCACUGAAGUCCUUCCCUCACCUUCCCUUGCAGUGUUGGGCUGUGGAGAACUUAACCUGAGAGUAAAGGUUGUCUCUAAAGCCAGAGUGAUGGUGGCCCUGGGGCAGUGCAGUGCUGCUGCUUCUCUUACUGGUGGUGAAUGACUUGAUCCUUUCUGACUGCUGCAGUGCAGGGGGGGGGAAAUACAGGUGCAAAAAUCCUUCCCAGCCUGUUCACUUUGUCAGCUGUGGGAGGAAGAGGUUGCAAGUCUCAAGACAGCAGUCCCAUGCAGGAGAACACACCAGUCCCUGGCCAUCCCAGCCCCUUUCUGCAUCACAGAGUGUGUGCUCUGGUGUCUGAGAAGAGAUUAGGCCUCUACUGCCCUUAGCAGUGUUCAAGGAGGUGACAAGGGUGGCUCUGUGGGGCAGGAAGGUGGCCAGAUCCUCUGCAGGGAGCCACAGUGGCUCUGUGGCCGUGCAGGAGCCUGGAGCUGCUUCAUGUCCUGCCUGUGUUCCAGGUCUGGCCUUUACCACUGGUUUAUAUCCACAUAUUCUCCUUCCUCUUUUUAUUUCCCCCCACCCUAGACAGGGAGUGCUGGCUGCUGACUUGCUGGGCAAGGCUCUGACACAGAUGUUCCCUUCCUCCAGCCAUUUGCUGCAUUUGGGUUGAGGUUUCUUUGCCUGUUUCAGUAGAGGCUGUGGGGUGUGAUCCUGCAGUUGCUUCUGCUCACCAUGGAGCUGGAAGAGAACUAAAACCAUUAGUCCACAUCCUCCUUCUUAACCCAGCCCUGGGAAAUUGUGCUCAGCACUACAGGGAGAGUGUGGAGACAACAGCAGGCAGCUUCAUGGGAUGACAGGAUCACUCAUUUCCAAGCCUCAAGCUCCUUUUGCCUGGAUUGAAGAGCUCCAGACACACACAGCUCCCUUCAGCAGGCAUCACUCUGGCACCCCAGGUGUGGGGAGUGGAGCUUCUCCCCUCCAUUCCAGCUGCUCCCACUUGCUGGAAAGGGAAAACACAUCCAAGAAAGCUCCAUAGUGGAACUGCCCAGGCUGGGAUUCCCCUGUUCUGGGGGACAGGGGACACUCCUUGGCUGCCAGGAGAAGAGGGGCCAAGGGGAGAGCACAGGCAGCCCUCCCAGGGAGGGUCAGGCCUUGGCAGCUCCUCUCCAGCACCCAAGAACAUUCUUUAGUUUUCCUGAAACCACACUUUCUUUUCCUGUUUGGUUUGUUUUCAAGGCCUAAUGAAAGGAGAGAGAGAGAAGAGAGGCUGGGGGAAGCAGAAACCUCUCUUAUUUAUGUUCUUCAGUGUUGUUUACAGAUGGGCAUGGGGGUCUCUCAACAGGAGAGCAGAGCUUUUACCACCUAAGGGACAGGGGUAGAAAGGGCUGGGCCAGGGAAGGGAGUCACUUGGGGAGGUUUGGGGGGGUCUUUAUUUUGUUGGGGUUUUCUUUUUCCUUCUUACAAAGCACAUUCACUUUGAGCCACUCCCAAUGCUGGACUCUUUUCCCCCUUCCCCUCCCAAGCCCUACACUGUGAAGUGACACUGCCUUGAGGACCCCUUGCCCUUAUUUAUUUAAUUAAAGACCUAAUUUGAAAGUCA